Annulohypoxylon truncatum is the source of this 603-nucleotide messenger RNA. RefSeq lists its product as uncharacterized. The coding region runs from base 67 to 603 and encodes 178 amino acids. NCBI's taxonomy places the organism in Eukaryota, Fungi, Ascomycota, Sordariomycetes, Xylariales, Hypoxylaceae. The transcript has 3 exons. The record is from RefSeq and is a predicted model, not a curated record.
CACUACAACAAGCUUCAACAAUACUAUUCUUCAAAUAUUCAUAUAACAUCUCUAAAAUCAGUCAAGAUGGGUUUCGUCAGCUACUCCGGCCCCUCCUCUUCCUUCCCUCCUAUGGACCAGUGGAAGUCCUUCGAGGACAUCUUCAACGCCAACAAAGCCGCCAUGGCUGCCACUGGCGACACUGGUGAGGACAUUGGCCGUAUCUGGAACGCAGUCCUGGAGUGUGCCAAGAUCGGUGUUGAGGAGCGUGUCAUCUUCUGCAUCAUCAUGCAGGAAUCAACCGGAAACGUCGGCGUCCAGACCACCUACAACAACGACGGCCACUCCACCGCCGGCCUCAUGCAAUGCGACGGCAGCCCUGGAUUCCCCGGCCAGCACGGUCUCUCUCAGGACCAAAUCACCUCCAUGGUCACCGCGGGAACCAACCACUUCAAGCAGAACCUGAAGGACUUCGGCGACGCCGACACCGCCGACUGCAUCUACAAGGCGCUGCGCGAGUACAACUCCGGCUCCGUCAACCCGAACAACUUGUCCGACGGCAUGGGCGCCACCGCUUCCUACGUCUCCGACAUCGCCAAUCGCCUCCUCGGCCGCACCAACUAA